Messenger RNA from Leptopilina heterotoma, 4876 nucleotides. RefSeq names its product DIS3-like exonuclease 2. Gene Ontology annotation, cellular component: P-body; exosome (RNase complex). Lineage: Eukaryota; Metazoa; Arthropoda; Insecta; Hymenoptera; Figitidae. The transcript has 8 exons. Gene Ontology annotation, biological process: miRNA catabolic process; mRNA catabolic process. The record is from RefSeq and is a predicted model, not a curated record. The coding region runs from base 253 to 3327 and encodes 1024 amino acids. Gene Ontology annotation, molecular function: RNA binding; 3'-5'-RNA exonuclease activity.
UUCAUCAGCUGAUUUCCCAACCUACAAACUUUUUAAAAAAAACAAAGUGAUAAAAAUACAAAAUUAUGCAGUAUCAAGUUCAUUGUUCAAAUUGAUAAAGAAAGCCUAAAUAUUAAUUAUGGUAAACAGUGCAAUAUAAUCAUUCGUCUUCGUGAAAAAAAAUCAUUUCUUUUGAUUAUAUCAACAAUCCUGGAAGUUUAAAAAAAUAUAUAAUAAUAAAAUUAUUUAUUUUGUUUUUCUCCUCUUUAAAGUAUGUCAGAUAUCGUUUCAAAGGGAAACAAUAUAAAAUGUCGUCGUGGAAAUCGAGGUGUAAGAAAAAGUCCAGUACCAAUUAAUGGUGAUCUUUCAGAAAUAUUUUCCUCCUUUUUAAAUCUAACUGUUCCUCUUGAAUCAAGACCAUUGAGACAGCCAAAAACUCCUCUAAAUAAUGCAUCUUUUGUCGAGAGAAAUGCCGAAAUUCAUCAAAUGGUGGUAGAAACUACCGACAAUGAUUGGGCAACAGUGCCAAAUAAUGGAAAGAAACAAAGGAAGAAAAAAAAUAAAAUUGUUUUACAAACUCAAGAACAAUGCCAAAAUUCACAAAGUCAAGAUGAAUGUCAAGAACAUCAUUCAAUUCAAGAUAAGGAAAGAAAUCAUAAUAUGAUGGCAGAAACCAGUGACCCGAGAAAAUCACCGAUGAAUAUGAAAAGGCAGAGAAAAAAGAAAAGUACAAAUUUUCCUCAAGGCCAAAAAACAAUUUCCAUUCAAACCAACCAAGUUUCAAAAAAAACACAACAAGUCGUUUCACAUCAUCAAAUAAUCAAUGAAAGUUAUUCACGAAAAAAUUCACAAACUAUUUCUGCUGAAUUCAACGCUAUUUCUACUUCUUCCCAAGAGGGUUCAGUUGCGGAGGGAAAAAAGAAACGUACAAGAAAGCCGAAGAAAAAUAAAAUUUUCACCAACUCUCUAACCGAAGAAUUAUUAAGCAUUCAAACUGAAGAUGGAGAAAAUUCUCUUGAAUCAGUGACAAUAAAGAAGCAUAGCAAAAGAGUUUUCACAAGUUCCAAUCUCCGUAAAAAAUCGAAUGCAGAGAAAAAAUCCAAUUCAGAGGCAAAAUCAGAGAAUGGACAAUCAUCGAGUUCAAGUAAGGAGAAAAAAGAUCCUGAAAAGGACAAAUUUCCGGCCUACAUUGGUAAAAAGGAUGUAGUCCAAUUGUUGAAGAAUCAACCGAAAGAUAAUCCAAAUCUAGUGGAAGGAUAUAUUCGUAUAAAUAUGAAAUUCUACAAACAUGCAUAUGUCUCCGUGGCUGGUAAUGAAAUGGAUAUUUUAAUUGUUGGAAUACGAGAUAGAAAUCGUGCACUCGAAGGCGAUUUGGUUGUUGUUUCAAUAAAUCCCGAGGACAAAUGGUAUACGCAUGCAACAAAUGAAAUACAAAAAACAGGCGUUAUUGUUUCAAUUCUUGAAAAGAAUCAUCCAAGGAAGGCAAUUGGAUUCAUUAAGAAACAUCAAUCGGGAAUUAUAUUUCAACCACGUGAUUCACGUGUUCCGUAUAUGAAAAUUAUUAAUCCUCAAAUUCUACCUCAAACUUUCCAUGAAAAUCCCAAAUCUAUGGAGAAUACACUUUUCUUAGCAAAAAUUAAUUUUUGGAAUAAACCUGGAUCUGCUUUCGGGAGAUUGAAAGAGAGUGUUGGCAGUACUGGCGAUUUGAGAGUAGAAACAAAUGCUAUUCUUCUUGAAAAUGAUUUAGACGUAAAUCCAUUUGACGAUGACAUGAUAAAUGGGCUUCCAUCUGGGGAUUAUAUUCCCACUGAGCAGGAUUUAGAAGGACGGGAGGAUUGGCGAAAUCACUGCAUUUUCACUAUUGAUCCUGCCACUGCGAAAGAUUUAGAUGAUGCAGUUUCUUGUCAACUGUUAGUUAACGGUAAUUAUGAGAUUGGUGUUCAUAUUUCCGACGUUACACAUUAUUUGAAGCAAUUCACGGCACUCGAUGAAAAAGUAUCAGAACGAGCAACAACCGUUUAUCUCGUUGACAAUGUAUUUCAUAUGCUUCCAAAACAAUUAUGUGAAGUGUGCUCACUUCAACCGGGACGCGAUAAACUCACAUUUUCCGUUAUUUGGGAAAUGACACCGGCCGCCGAAGUUGUUAGGCAAAGAUUUGCAAAAACAGUAAUUAAUUCAUGUUGUCAAUUAAGUUACGAGCAGGCGCAGGCAAUGAUUGACAAUCCAUUAAUCGACUGGUCAAUGGAUACGCAAUUAAUUGUCAAAGGCGAACACGACGCAACACAAUUAUGCGAAGUAAUAAACGAUUUAUAUAAAUUAUCACUGCAAAUGCGUGACAAAAGAUUUGCAGACGGUGCUUUGAGAAUCGAUCAACCGAAAUUGUGUAUUACCCUUGAUCCUAGAACUGGAUAUCCGUUCUCUUGUUUUAUCGAGGAAAACAAGGACAGCAAUAGACUGAUUGAAGAAUUCAUGUUGCUAGCUAAUAUGUCGGUAGCUAAACAAAUUUAUGACACAAUGCCCGAAGUUGCAUUACUUCGUAGUCACAAGGAGCCGUCUACUCGAAUUUUAACCCAAACUCGUGAUAUGCUUGAAAAAUUUGGUAUUAUUCUCGACAUUGAAUCGUCAGGUGCUUUGCAAACAAGUUUAACUGAAUGUGAUAUUGAAACGUCAUCAAAUUUCGCCACUAAAAGUAGAAUGUUGGUGAUAAAUUCGCUAUGUGCAAAGUCAAUGACGAGAGCAAUUUACAGAUGUUCCAAUUCGAUCAAGGACCAGGAAGAAUUAAGGCAUUACGCUUUAAGUGUACCGUUUUAUACACAUUUCACAUCGCCAAUUCGUCGUUAUCCUGAUUGCAUUGUACAUCGAUUGUUACAUGCAUCAAUUAAAAAUCUUCCUCUACCUAAAAAAUGGAGUUCUCUCCUCUGCGCUAAAAUAGCAACGAAUUGCAAUGCUAAGAAAUAUUCAGCGAAAGUGGCACAGGAACAAAGUACUGAAUUGUACUUUACAUUUCUACUUGAAUUGAGAGGUCCAACGAGUGCACAAGCUGUUGUCAUGGAUGUUAAAGAUCGAAGCAUUGACGUGAUUAUUAUUGACGUUGGAUUAAAGACUCGAAUCUAUGUUGCUGACGUUGAGGAUGAAGUUAAUGCCGAAUAUUCGAUAGAACAUUCUGCGCCUACUAUUAAACUUAAUUGGAAGAAAACGGGUUUGGAACAGGUAAUAAACGUUUUCAGUAUUAUUGAUGUGCUGAUUCAAAAGCAUCCUUCAUUUUUCCGUCUGCAUGGAAUUAUCUUGCCUCCAUCAACAAUGAGCAUGAACAUGAACAGAAAGCAGAAGAGAAGAACUUUAAAAUAAAUCAACUGUUCAUAAGCGUUAAUAACGAAAAAAAAAUUAUUAAAUGUCAAAUUAAAUAGACAUGUUUGCAGAUAACAUAAAAACUUCAUUUCUUGAAGUUUGAAAAAACUUUUCUCUUUAAAUAUUCACUAAAGUGAAUAUUAAAUUUUGAUCUCGACGUACAUUGGAAUUUUUAAUUCACGUCUAGAAUCUAUUCUAAAAAUAAUCAAAAAAAAAUUUUUUUUGUUUUAUGAAAAUUUCCGUUCUUUUAUAAUUUUAUUUAUGAGUACCUGAUUUUGCUUAUAGGACUGUAAACAAAAAUGUACCAAAACUUAGAGAUUUUGUUAAUAUUUCACUGCAAUCAAUAAGCUUCAAGUCGAGAUGAAGUAAUUGAAGAACUCCAUAUUGGAAAACUUCAUUCCUUUUUUUAAAUAAGGAAGCAAAAAAAACAAGGAUUCUACUGGAUCUUUUUUCAUUUAAGAAAAAAAAGAUAAAUCUUUUUUGAAAGAUUUAGAAUCCUGUCUUUAUUUUUCUCACUGUUCGUUUUCGAUAUAAAUUUAAUACUUUUAAAAAUGGCCUUUUUUAUAUAAUAAUAUACGGUACUCAAAUUUAAUUAAAUACGUAAUUUUUCUAAUUAUCCUUCGAGAUAAUAAAAUGAGCAUAAUACUAUUUAUAUUAUUUUCUCCUUAUAGGAUAAUCCUUAAAGAUUUAGAGCGAAAUAAAAAAAAACUAUUUUAAAAUAGUUUUCUUCUUAUUGUUAUUUAUUUAUUUCUUCUAAAUAUACACCAUUAUUGCAUUUAUACAUGUAGAUUAUAUGUAUAAAUAUAUACAUAAAAUACAUACUUUUUCUUCCUCUUUCGUAUUUUAAAACAAAAACUAUUUUAAAAUAGAUUUUUCUUUUAAGUAGAAUGCAAAAUUCGAAAUAAUUUUGCAAAAAUUCAAAUAAAAAAUUUUCCCUUAAUAAAAAUAUGAAACAAAAUUUCUGAUUGCUUUAAAGAAAAUAAGUCAUGGGAAUUUACAAAGAGAUAAUCUUUAUUCAGAAAGUUUCCUGCAGCGUAAAAAAAUUCUUACACUGUUUAUUUGUUUGUUUGUUUUAACGGGUUCAGUGUUAUAAAUUAACGACGAACAAAUUGAUUAAUUUUCUGAUAAUUUUGUCCUUAUAUAAUUAUGAACAGCGAACAAAAUUUUGACAGGUUGUUUUAAGUAGUAUUAAAUAACCAUUGAUUUUAUUAAUUACAUAUUAUGAAAAUGUACACAUACUCUCAGAACAAUUGUUAUUAUUUUUGUUAAGUGAUUAAUAUUUAAUUCGCUCAAAUGUUUCUAACUGCGUACUUACAAAGUCAGAUGCAUUAUUUAAUUUAUUUUUUUCUUUUAUAUUUUUAUAUGAAAAUAAUAAUUCAUUUUUAAUCGGCUUUAAAUGAUCUCAAAAAAGAAAAGGAAAUAAAGGGGAAACUGAAUAAAAAAAUUCUUUGUAUGUGAGAAUUACAAGAAAAAUUGUACUGCGAAAAACAAUUUUAAUUUUUGUAAAAGUUUUCACUGGUGGAAUAAAGAUUUACAAAAAUAAAAAAAA